AUGGUAGCACGGUCUAAAGAUCUUACACCUGCUAUACGUGAGCGUAUAUGCGAGCUCCAUUCCAUUGGAUGGGGGUAUAAGCGUAUUCAUACCCGCUAUCCUGCUAUCCCUCUCUCUACAAUUCGAUACACCGUGAAAAAGGAGAGCGAGCGACGAGAAGGCGUGUCGAAACCACGAUCUGGAAGGCCAAAAAAGCUUACUGAGGCCGAUAAAGACCGUCUCUUGAACGCUAUACACGGAGACCCGAAGAUCACCGCUGAAGAUAUGCUUACUGAGGUUAACCAUAAGGUUAAAUACCGCUUAAUUCAGCGUCUCUUAAACGCUGAGAAUAUGCGUAAGUGGCGAUGUAGCUGGCGUCCUUUUCUAAAGGAGGAACACGCGCUAAAACGCCUUCAGUGGGCACACCGCUACCGCCACUUCACGCCUAACGAUUGGGCCCGGGUCUUUUGGUCUGAUGAGUGUACUGUUGAGCGUGGUAUUGGUGUCCGUCGAGAAUGGACUUUUAUCCGUCCGAAAGACCAGCCGAGAGAGGGACAAUGUUAA
This is a messenger RNA of Penicillium robsamsonii, 543 nucleotides long. RefSeq lists its product as uncharacterized. Gene Ontology annotation, molecular function: DNA binding. NCBI's taxonomy places the organism in Eukaryota, Fungi, Ascomycota, Eurotiomycetes, Eurotiales, Aspergillaceae. The coding region runs from base 1 to 543 and encodes 180 amino acids. The transcript has a single exon. Gene Ontology annotation, biological process: DNA transposition; DNA integration. The record is from RefSeq and is a predicted model, not a curated record.